Acaulospora morrowiae is the source of this 153-nucleotide messenger RNA. The record is from the annotation of a GenBank genome assembly. NCBI's taxonomy places the organism in Eukaryota, Fungi, Glomeromycota, Glomeromycetes, Diversisporales, Acaulosporaceae.
AUGAUUCACGAUCUCAUUAGUAGCGGCGACGGUAGAAAUAUUAUGAUUGUGGAAGAACUGUUGUCCUUCGUACAUUCCCCGAUGUCGACAAGGGAUAUUCGUAUCGAGAUCACCGAUAGCAUUUCUAAUGAACACAUUCUAAUCCGAAGAUGA